This is a messenger RNA of Leptidea sinapis, 258 nucleotides long. Its product is annotated as guanine nucleotide-binding protein subunit gamma-1-like. Gene Ontology annotation, molecular function: G-protein beta-subunit binding. The coding region runs from base 1 to 258 and encodes 85 amino acids. The record is from RefSeq and is a predicted model, not a curated record. NCBI's taxonomy places the organism in Eukaryota, Metazoa, Arthropoda, Insecta, Lepidoptera, Pieridae. Gene Ontology annotation, biological process: G protein-coupled receptor signaling pathway. The transcript is spliced from 3 exons. Gene Ontology annotation, cellular component: heterotrimeric G-protein complex.
AUGGCACCACCAUUAUUCAUGUUAGUUAUUCCGACGAGAUAUAGGGAUAUUAUGAAUACAAGUAGUGUUCAAAAAGAUAGAGCUGCAAUUGAGCAACUGCGCAGAGAGGCUACGAUAAAACGUAUACCAGUUUCAGUUGCUGUAGCAGAUAUCAUUCGCUUUAAAAGCGAACACCAUCAAGAGGAUUGCCUUCUCGUUGGGUUUACCAAUCAAAAAGUUAAUCCAUUCCGUGAAAAAAGUUCAUGGACAGUUUUGUAA